UAAGCUCGACGCAGGAGGCGGGGCCACUCACUCCUCGAGGCGGCCGCGCUCCGGCGUCUUGGAAUUUUGUUGCCGAGUCUGUGUGCGCGUGCGCGGACAUGGCUUCAAACGACUAUACCCAACAAGCAACUCAAAGCUAUGGGGCCUACCCUACCCAGCCUGGGCAGGGUUACUCCCAACAGAGCAAUCAGCCCUAUGGACAGCAGAGUUACAGUGGAUAUGGCCAGUCAACUGACACUUCAGGGUAUGGCCAGAGCAGCUAUGGUUCUUCUUAUGGACAGACCCAGAACACAGGCUAUGGCACUCAGUCGACUCCCCAGGGAUAUGGUUCCGCUGGAGGCUAUGGCAGUAGCCAAAGUUCCCAAUCUUCUUAUGGACAACAGUCCUCCUAUCCUGGCUAUGGCCAACAACCAGCUCCUAGCAGCACUUCAGGAAGUUACAGUGGGAGCUCUCAGAGCAGCAGCUAUGGGCAGCCCCAGAGUGGAGGCUAUGGCCAACAGUCAAGCUAUGGUGGACAGCAACAGAGCUAUGGACAGCAACAGAGCUCCUAUAAUCCCCCUCAGGGCUAUGGACAGCAGAACCAGUAUAACAGUAGCAGUGGAGGUGGAGGGGGUGGAGGCAGUUAUGGCCAAGAUCAGUCCUCCAUGAGUGGUGGCAGCACUGGUGGUUAUGGCAAUCAGGACCAGAGUGGUGGCAGCGGUGGUGGCUACGGGGGAGGCCAGCAGGACCGUGGGGGCCGUGGCAGGGGCGGUGGAGGUGGUUAUAACCGCAGCGGUGGUGGCUAUGAACCCAGAGGUCGUGGAGGUGGCCGUGGAGGCAGAGGCGGCAUGGGCGGAAGUGACCGUGGUGGCUUCAAUAAAUUUGGUGGCCCCCGGGAUCAGGGAUCACGUCAUGAUUCCGAGCAGGAUAAUUCAGAUAACAACACCAUCUUUGUGCAAGGCCUGGGCGAAAAUGUUACAAUUGAAUCUGUGGCUGAUUACUUCAAGCAGAUUGGAAUUAUCAAGACAAAUAAGAAAACCGGACAGCCCAUGAUUAAUUUGUACACAGACAGGGAAACUGGCAAGCUGAAGGGUGAGGCAACAGUCUCAUUUGAUGACCCACCUUCUGCUAAAGCAGCUAUUGACUGGUUUGACGGUAAAGAAUUCUCUGGGAAUCCUAUCAAGGUCUCAUUUGCUACACGCCGAGCAGACUUCAAUCGGGGUGGUGGAAAUGGUCGUGGAGGCCGAGGGCGAGGAGGACCCAUGGGCCGUGGAGGCUAUGGAGGAGGAGGCAGUGGUGGUGGCGGCCGUGGAGGAUUCCCCAGUGGAGGAGGAGGUGGUGGCGGACAACAGCGAGCUGGGGACUGGAAGUGUCCUAAUCCGACAUGUGAGAACAUGAACUUCUCUUGGAGAAAUGAAUGCAACCAGUGUAAGGCCCCUAAACCAGAUGGCCCAGGAGGGGGACCAGGAGGCUCUCAUAUGGGGGGUAACUAUGGAGAUGAUCGACGUGGCAGAGGAGGAUACGAUCGGGGCGGCUACCGAGGCCGAGGCGGGGACCGCGGGGGCUUCCGAGGGGGCCGGGGAGGUGGGGACAGAGGUGGCUUUGGCCCUGGCAAGAUGGACUCAAGGGGUGAGCACAGACAGGAUCGCAGGGAGAGGCCGUAUUAGUCUGGCUCCUGAAGUUCUGGAACAGCUUUUCUUCCUAUAUCCAGUGUUAUCCUUGUUAUUUUGUAAUCUUCCAAUUCCUGAUUGCCCAUGGAUUUUUUUUUUUUGUGUGUCAGAUUACAGUAAUUGUAACCAUACCUCUGGUUCCCAUUAAAAACCAUCAUUUUAGUUAAA
Nannospalax galili (Upper Galilee mountains blind mole rat) is the source of this 1817-nucleotide messenger RNA. It is a transcript of the gene Fus, whose product is annotated as FUS RNA binding protein. Gene Ontology annotation, cellular component: nucleus. The coding region runs from base 99 to 1646 and encodes 515 amino acids. The record is from RefSeq and is a predicted model, not a curated record. Gene Ontology annotation, biological process: regulation of DNA-templated transcription. Lineage: Eukaryota; Metazoa; Chordata; Mammalia; Rodentia; Spalacidae. Gene Ontology annotation, molecular function: RNA binding; transcription coregulator activity. The transcript has 15 exons.